Linum trigynum is the source of this 4741-nucleotide messenger RNA. Lineage: Eukaryota; Viridiplantae; Streptophyta; Magnoliopsida; Malpighiales; Linaceae. The record is from the annotation of a GenBank genome assembly.
UCCCACCAUCUAAUUUCACAGUAUGCGACUUGUAAGUUGUAACAGUGAGAAAAUAAACAGGUACGAGUUACCACCGUGAGAAAAAAAAAAGGAGUGAAUUAAGUCCACAAGGAUACAUAGAACACAGGUACGAGUUAACACCGUGAGAAAAAAAAGGAGUGAAUUAAGUCCACAAGGAUACAUAGAACAGUUUUAGGGAUAAUUGGCUUGUGGAGUGAACUAUCAAUAAGGAUCAGAGUGGCGCAGGAGAAGCAUGGUGGGCCCGUAACCCACAAGUCCUUGGAUCGAAACCAGGCUUUGAUAUGGUUUUUGGACAUUCCAUGUCUGUUCAUUUCAGCAGAAUUUUAUGGCAAAUGUAUGUUUUUUUUACAAAAGAUAAUUAUAUAUAGAUUGAACAAAUAGAUCAUUACAUCCUGGAAUUCAGCCAGACCUGAAAAUCAAAUAAACGACAUGUAGUCGCGUACAAAGAAAGGGCCUUCCUAGCUACCAAAUGAGCUACCCUAUUGUUAUGCCGACCUACAAAUCGUACACUGAAACCCCUAUUCAUGUCAAAAGCCUGGACAACUUCUUCGAGGAUCGACCCCACUCGAUUAUCCCGUGUGUCUCUCCGGAGGAUCUUCUCUAUGAUAACAUGGUCAAACCCCCUUGACCAACAGAACCUCUAUAGCUAAAGUCAUGAUAACCAUUCCACCUGCCGAAUGCGACCCAUUCCUUAUCGCCCCAUCCCACAUACAAAGCACAGAAUUCGACCCAAUUGGGUCCGAGGGAGGAGAAGGGGGUUGAGGAACAGGAAGUGUCUCGUCUACCGGUAGAUUAACCCACUCUUGGACCUGUUGGUUGUACUGUCGUAUCAGAGCGGGAAUCCCAAAUUGUUUGCCUUCAAAGACAACCCAGUUACGAGAUCGCCAAAUCCUCCAUAGGACAACAAUAACCGACAUGACCAUACCUGGCUGAUGAAUCAAGGCUAACAAUUUCUUCAGAAAGAGGGGGAAGGUAUGACGAGGCAACCCUUCUCCAAGAUGAGCAAGCCCAGAAUGAUCCCACAGGGCACGAGCUACCGGACACUCCAAAAACAUAUGUUCCAGGGUCUCCGAAUAUGCCCAGCACACGGGACAUCUAGGUAAUAUUUCAACCUUCCUCUCAAUCAGGGCCUCUGUGGUAGGUAAAAUUAUGUGAAAGAUCUGCCAGACGAACACCUUAAGUUUUAGGGGAAAAUUGACUUCCCAUAAUCGGAUCCAGCUAGCUUUAUCCAUCCAACUAGCCUGAGCUCUCCAUCUUCCUUUUUGUCGAUCUAGAUCGACCGCCAAAUGUAGGCCUAUUUGACCGAAAAAACCCCAUAAAAAAUGUUGAUAUGACUAGAAUCGGACUAUCAGCCGCUACGACGGGGGCAACGCCCCCGGCCCACGGUGUAUGGGCUCAAUGUUAUUUGGGUUCGGGUUCUGGGCCUGGUCUGUAACCGUUUCCUUUGCCAGAUUGGAUUAGACUUAGACCCACAUGGAGAAGUACUAUAAAUACUUCUCAUACUCCUCUGUAAUCUGUAAUCUCCUCGAUAUAGUGAAACUGACUCUCUCUCGCCCGUGGACGUAGCUAACACACAUCGUGUUAGUGAACCACGUAAAUCGUGUGUCGUGUUUUCGAUUCUUGCUUUCGUAUUCUUGCUUUGUCGAUUCCGGCGAUUUCGCGAUCCGUAUCAGCGCGUUUAUAACAAGAAACUUGAAGGAAAUCCAAAAGUGAACGGUAACAGCAGUGAUUCUAUAGCAAGAUUGGCAGGUAUAGACUGUUGUUAUCAUCUUCUCGAUGUUAUACCAUCUACAAGAACUGGAGAAAGCAAUCACCAUCAUGCAGUCGCCAUCAUCUAGAGGUUUUGGGACAAUUCCACCGACAGAGACUGGCCGACAGUGUCUAUCUUCCAUGUUUGUAGACAAGGCAAAAAGAGUGCCGUUGGAUUUCCAGUGUACUUUGCUGCUCUUCCUGUGUUACAGCAUUCAACCUUGUAUCAUUGUUGUCUCAGUUCCAAAUCGCAGUGGGUCAUAAAUGAAAGUAACCAUGCUAGCUAUUCGCACAGGUAAAAUGAGUCAGCUGUCACCAUGUAAAGAGCAGCAGCAUACGCAAUCAUGAUCGAGAAGACAGUUGAAUCAGUUAUGAGUUAUGACCAAAUCUAGCACGACUGGAAGAAAAUACACUCAGAGUAUGAACUGCCUUCUGAAGGCGAUCAAGUGGGAAGGAUGACCCUAUGAAACCAACAUUGCAGGCCUGGAAUUUGGAGAUCCUAGCCAAUCUUGGGCUUCACUGCCUUUCUUGGUCCCAACCUACGAGUGGGCUGAAGCCCAAACAUCUGAUAAUGCAGGCCCAAAUAGCCUUCCUUUCUUCCUUCCCGGUUCCCAUACUACUCCAAUUGCAAACAUUUGGAAUUCAGAGUUUCAGACUGGAAAAAGGAAUCUGGUACGAGUAACUCGACUGUUGUCACUGCAUCACUUGAUUCAAACUGGUACUCAACGAUUCAUUGUGCAAGAGAAGAGAGCAUGCAUUCUCCCAAUAGGUCAUUCAUUUUGCAGAACAAGACAAACAAAACAAUAUACCAGAUGCUCUCCAAAUGAGUCAGAACAAAGGCUCCGCAGUGAAAGAACAACAGAAGCUUUUCUAUUCUAAGUCACAUUAGAUGACGUUUGUUUGGUUAUAAAAUGAGUAGUAUAAAAAAGGUAAUUAAGAAAUUCGUUAUGUUGGUCCGAUCUCCGAUGACUAUAUUGAGUCAAGUAACAUCCGAGCCAAAUCAUAAUAUGUAGCAGCGUAUCAAUAAAUUUACAAAAAUUGAUCCACUAACAGAGGGUAAAAGAUUAAAUAGAGGGUAAUUUAGUCAUUUUAGGUUAGACAGACCAUGGUUUGAAUAUGGUUAGUAGAAUUGGAUGGAGAACUUAACUAAUGGGCAUGUUUGAUAAUAUUAUUAUAUUAGAAGGACAGAUUUUAUUUCAAAAUUUGUAUAAUAGCAUGUUUGAGAAAAAAUACAUAACUGAGUGGUAAAUUAUACCUAUAACCCUUGUACUAAAUCAACUGGCAAUCAAAUCGUAACAGAUAGAUAUAUCUACUUAUAUACCAAUUCAAUCCUGAUGAGAUUUUGAACGAAUUUAGAUUGGGUUUAAAUAUGGUCACUUCCACUUCAACCCCAAGGAAAACAAAGGCAUUAAAUACCAUAAACUUGACUGUUCACAACCGAAAGAGGUGUGGGCUUGGAGAACACACAUCAUCGUCGGAUUGAACCCAAUUUGCCUGACCCGCGAAAGCAAACACCAAAUUCAGGACGUCCACUAAUAAGAACUUGCUGUCCUCGUCGUAUUUCACACAAAUAUCUAUCCAGCGGUGGAAUAAGUUGCAGCCAAGCUCAGAGUGAAAAACAGAGCAAAAGAACAGAGCCAAGAUGCAGAAGCAGCUACCUACCAACACAGCAAUUCUAGCCUUCCUCUGCUCCUUCAUCGUCAUCUCCAACGCCCAGUCGUUGCCGCCGGCCUGGGCCGAUGGGUUCGUAUACGAAAACGGGCCGGUGGAUCCGAACCCAAUUGUGAUCGAGGCGUUCUUCGACCCGGUUUGCUCCGACAGCAGAGACUCAUGGGCGCCUCUCAAGCUAGCUUUGACCCACUACGGCUCUCGCGUCUCCUUGCUUCUUCACCUGCUCCCUUUACCGUACCAUGACAACGCAUAUGUUGCUUCUCGAGCUCUGCAUAUCGCAAACAUGCUCAAUUCUUCCUCCACAUUCCCCUUGCUGGAGCAGUUCUUCAAGUAUCAGGACAAGUUCUAUAAUGACCAAACGAAGAAGCUGUCGAAAGCUUCCAUUGAGAAAGAGGUGAUUGAAAUUGCAGCUGUGGCUGUUGGGAACUCCCUCCAUGCUCAGUUCCAAGCUGCAUUCGGCGACACAAGAACUGAUCUCAAGACAAGGGUGUCCUUUAAGUUUAGCACGUCGAGAGGUAUUUAUGGGACUCCGGCCUUCAUAGUAAAUGGGUUUGUGUUGCCUGGGGUUGGCUCUCCCAUGGACUACAAUGGCUGGCGAAAGAUCAUCGACCCACUGGUCGCCGCGGAGAAGGUUGAGGGCGACGAAUUUGAUUCGAAGAACUUUGAGAGAAGUGUUUAUUUGUAUAAAUGAAUCUGCUACUGAUGUACAAUAGUGAUAUAGUAAUUAUAAAAUAGGAAGAUGUUAUAUCCCGUAUUUAUCUAUAGCAACAAUAACUCAAGGGGGAUGUUCCUAUUCUAUUGAAUUGUUAAAUAUAUUGUACCAACAUAAUAUGUAAUUCAUUUCAUAAAAAAAAAAAACACAUAAUAUGUACUUCUGUUAUACAUGUAAAAAAUUAUAGUUAGAGAAAAAUCAAAUUACCUUAUAUGUAAAUUUUUUGGAUUUCAGGAACUGACCGAGGUCAAAACUGGUAUAAUAGUAUUUGGAGAGAUUCUAUGAGUUGGAUAUUUCAUAUUUGCAAUGAGUUAGAAGUAUUUUUUAUCGAAGUUCGAAAUUUGAAUUCAAAAGUAUUGCAGAUGUGUUUUUUCUUUAGUAGGUGUUUAUUAUUUACAUCCAAAAAAACACCAAAAAGCCAAUAAAUCAUAGGUGUGUCAUCUUUUUGAACGUUUAUAACUACUGUGUUGUUCAAUAUAUUUUGAGCUGACAAAUCACUAAUUGACAAUAUUCUAAAGGCGGAUACAUCAACUCAGAAACGAGAAAUUUGUCUUAUUAUUUUUUUAUAAAUAAAUUAUUUAAUAAUGA